This is a messenger RNA of Hippocampus comes (tiger tail seahorse), 2227 nucleotides long. It is a transcript of the gene donson, whose product is annotated as DNA replication fork stabilization factor DONSON. Lineage: Eukaryota; Metazoa; Chordata; Actinopteri; Syngnathiformes; Syngnathidae. Gene Ontology annotation, biological process: nuclear DNA replication. Gene Ontology annotation, cellular component: nucleus. The coding region runs from base 139 to 1794 and encodes 551 amino acids. The transcript has 14 exons. The record is from RefSeq and is a predicted model, not a curated record.
CAAGACGACGACGAAGAAGAAAUGUCGCGUCAUUCGUCGAGGCGCCAGGUUUUCAAAACACUGUAUUCUCACUUCAUUCUGUUUACAUGACUUUAUCGUUACGUUUUGUAUUUAGCGGCCUGACUUGCUCUCUCCACAAUGUCUGAAGAGUUGGGCUAUUCCCCCAGCUUCAAACGACCGUCGGACAUUAUGCGAAUGCGACGGAAAAGAGCCCGCAGCGAAGCAUUUUCCUCGAGCCCAAGUAGUGACACGGGCGGUACUGAGCAAAGUGCCUCUUCCCCGUCGUCGUCGUGUGUCCGACCCUUCACGCCCGGGCCGCUUUUCUUCAACAACCACACACGCUCCGGUGGUGGGAUGAAACGCAGGAACCCGUUCGCAAACAUUGACAGCAGACACAGCCCAAGGAAGAAACGUAACCUCGGCGGAAAAGGCGACGAUGAAGCCGGCGCAGACUUGACAACAAAAAGGGACGACUUGGCUUUCUCCGAACUGUUGAGCAAAGUAGAAGAUAACCGACGACAAGAAAACGAUAAACAGAAAGGUGUUUCUCUCUCUGAAGAUGACUCUCUCUUCGAGGAAAGUGAGGAAGAUGUUAAAUCACCGCUGCUGAAGAGCCCACAGGCCAUUUCCCCUCUCUCCAUAGCAGCCCCUCUGUGCACAGAGUAUCCAGCCGACUGGAGCUUGAAGACCCGUCUCCUUUUUACUUCCUCACUGUCGCUGUCUUGGUCUGAGCAGCCCAAAGCUCAAGAGGAAGCCUCUGGGCUCAGCCAGCACUGCCGAGCACAGUUUAGCUCAUGGCCGCACAAUCUACAGGAUUCUAAGUCGUGCACGGAGCUUCGCUGUGCCUUCCAGCAGAGUCUGAUCUAUUGGCAGCAUCCCACCCUGUCUUGGGUGCCACUAUUCCCCAGGAUCAAGGCUGAGCGCAGAUUUACUGGAAAGAGCGCCCCCUGGGCACAUGACACAGAACUGCAGCGGUGUCUCAUGAGUGAAUGGUCAGCCAGUCUGUCAUCACUCUACAGUCUACUAAAGGCCAGACUCUGUCCUUACUUCUAUGUCUGCUCCUAUCAGUUCACAGUGUUGUUUCGGGCCGCCGGACUUGGAGGCUCAGGCAGCAUGAAUGCCCUAAUUUCCCCUACGACCAGAGGCCUCCGGGAGGCCAUGAAAUCUGAAGGUAUCGAGUUCAGUCUGCCUCUAGUGGAGGAAAGGACGAUGAGCAGAGAGGCACCGAAUCUUUGCGACGAGGAAUGUCAGCAAAAAGAUAGCUGUGAGCACAAAGACGAAUUCUGCUCAGAUGGCCCUGAAGCUGACGACGACGAUGAGGAUGGAGAAGGCAGCCUCUCGUGGCUGAAGGAGAUGGGAGUCCAGGACAAGAUCAAGAAGCCAGACCGCAUCAGCGUCCAACUUUGCAAGGAGGGCCGAGCGGUGAGCGUGGAUCGCAGGCCGGAGUCGGUGGUGUGUGUGGAGGGGCCGCACACAUUCACGCUCAUCAACUUCCUCAUCAACUGCAAGAGCGUGGUAGCAGCGGCUGGGUCUCAGGCCGGGCUACCACCGACAAUUCUGGCCCCCAUUGCUUUUAGAGGCGCUGCAAUGCAUUCGCUAAAGGCCCGCUGUGUGAAUGUCAAGAGCCAGGUUGGUUCUUCCUACCAGAACACUAGCAGUAUGGAGGUAACAGGUCCAAUUCUGCCAUCUUCUCUGCACGCCAUCACAACCCUGCUACGGCCAGCCCAGAAAGGAAACUUCUCGGCCACUCUUUACACACAUGCACCCACAGCCAUCUUGAACAUUCACGGAUAGUGCGCAAAUGGGUCAGAGGACCUCUCUGCAUUUGGUCUCCAUUCAGCCACCAUCCAGCAACUGCAGCAACCAUCUAGCCUGGGGAAGGCAGCGCUCACACAGAUCACCAUGAACAAGUACAGCUACACCUGGAAGACGUGAUUUGGUUUUGGUUGACUCAGCAUAGCCAAAUGGGGAACCAAUUGGCUGAAGCUUCACCUUUAGCUUCCUCCAGGUCAAUGAUCUUGAUGGCCACCACUUUCUGAGUCCGAUUGUCAAUGCCUUUGAAGACCUCGCCGAACGAACCCUUGCCAAUGCGCUCCAGCUUGGUGAAGAGCUCCUCUGGAUCCACUCUGACAUUCUGCUCAGGAUGGAUGAGUAUUGGUACAUGCAGAGCGGGGCAGUGUGUGGUGUGGGGAAAAACCGUGGCUUUAAAGACUAAUAACCUUCUUGA